Messenger RNA from Acanthaster planci (crown-of-thorns starfish), 6023 nucleotides. Its product is annotated as calcium-activated chloride channel regulator 3A-1-like. The record is from RefSeq and is a predicted model, not a curated record. Lineage: Eukaryota; Metazoa; Echinodermata; Asteroidea; Valvatida; Acanthasteridae.
CACACAAGUCGCUCACUUUCAGAAAAGCAUACUUGGACGGCAAGCCCAAUGAACUACAACUUGUACCAUUUCAGCUCGGUAUAAAACCACAUUCCGGACGUUGUCGGCUAUGUGAAGUUCUUUCGAAGAAUAUUGUAAGUGUGGACGGGAAAUGUGUUGGAUAUAAUUACGUGCAACUGUUGAUUAUUUUAAGCUUUUUCGUCCAACAAUUGGGUGACAAGAUACGGGAGGAAAUUCACCUUGCUUUGUGAUAUGAAAUACAAGUUGACGCGAGGACCGACAGGAAAUACCAUUGGCAAUCCAUCAACUGUAUGGGCGGAUCUCCACGAUCUCUGGAAUAUAAAGAGAGAGAAACUUAUACAGAAUUGAGCUGAAGAUGUCCUAAUGCGCGAAAGAACCAACAAGUUACAUAGUUUGCCGUGUGGAUGUGUAUGAACCAGUGCUCUUCUUGCUGCUAAGUAAAAGGUUGGCUUCUUCAAACGAAAGAAGUCACUGGAAAUCUGAGCGACUGUUGGUUAGGAAGUGUCGACGGUUUUAUUUAUGUUCCUUUAAUACCAGCAUUUUGAUCAAAAUACCACUGAAAACUUUGCAACAUCGUCAAACUUGAACCUUUACGCCAUGACCCUUUGUCGGCAGUGCAGUUGCGUGGGCUCAUCUCUCAGUCUGGCUGUGUUUAUGACACUGUUUGGCAGAGUCUGUCUCAUGAGUAUGCCCCCUCCGCCAGUCGGGAGUUGGAACCGAGCCCCUGUCUCGCUGGUUGACAACGGUUAUAGAGGCAUCGUCUUAGCAAUUGCUGAAGGCGUUCCGGAAGACUUCGAUCUUGUAGAGGAAAUUAAGGUUAUGUUUACAGAGGCCUCAGCAUUCCUUUACGAAGCGAGUGAUCACCGAGUGUACUUCCAUGAUAUUACUAUCCUCCUCCCGCAGUCCUGGGCCGACGAUCCCUCUUACCUCCCAGCAAUGUUUGAAAGCUUCUACACUGCUAAUAUACUCGUAAAUACUGCGGCCAAUCGCUACAUACCAGCUCAGCCAUUUGUUAAGCAACCAGGAAUGUGCGGCGAGGAAGGGUCCUAUCUUCAUCUAACGAAGGAGCUCAUUAGGCAGGGGAACCAGGGGCCAUGGGGAAAUCUCAGUCGAGUUUUGGUGCACGAGUGGGGACACCUUCGUUGGGGUCUGUUUGAUGAGUACCCAAGCAGAUCGAAUGAUCAUCAUUUUUAUCUCACCAACACCGGAAGUGUGGAACCUACCAGAUGUUCAAAAGCCGUGACUGGAGAUGUUUUGCCAUACCUGCAACAAAGGCCGACAUUUGGGGAACCUGCAGCUGAUAUCCAGUGUGAGAUUUGGGACAACGUGGGACACCUACCGGACCAUAGGUGCCGAUUUCAACCACAUGGCGUUCAGGCUCAAGGCGCAUCGGGCUCACUCAUGUAUGCACACUACGUUGACCAGAUUACGGGAUUUUGCCAUAGCAAUGUUAGCGGUGACGUGAGAUCCCUGCAUAACCCCGAAGCUCCAAACCGUCACAACACUCUGUGCAACAGUCGAAGUGCCUGGGAUGUUAUGCUGGCUACAGAGGACUUCGCUAAUGGUGCUAACCCAACUCGAACGGUCGCUUCCACACUUCCCCAGUUCACAGUUAAGCGGGUGAAGAAGAUGAGGGUAGUUUUGGUUCUGGAUGCGUCUAAAAGCAUGAAUGAUAACAGAAAGUUUCAAAAGCUCCUCCGAGCAAGCGCUUAUUACUUGACUGAUGUUCUGCCUAUGGAUACCUGGGUGGCUUUGGUAGCAUUUAAUGCCUCUGCAUCAAUUUUGGCGCCACUCACAAAAAUAAGAUACAAGAGUAGCCGGCAGAAACUGGUGGACAAACUACCUAACGUUGCUGAUGGCAAUUCUAGUAUUGGAGCGGGAAUUUUGAAAGCACUGACGGCAUUGUCAACUAACGGCGAGUCUCCUGCAGGAGGCGUGGUUCUUGUGAUGAGUGACGGUUUAGAGGACACGGCACCCUUUUUUAGUGAGGUCUUUGAAGGUGUUCGAAAUCAAGGAGUAGAUGUGGACGCUUUGGCCUACAGUACGAAUGUGGAUGAGAACUUUCACCUACCCAGCGAGGGUGGCGGUGGCUCUUUCUUCAUUCCUUUUGCCGAGAACGACACCAUAGCAACCGAGAAACCUACGACCAUGCAAAUGGAAGACGAAGAGUUUCAAGACUGGGAAAGGUUUAUAACGAUUGUCCGGCGAUCGGAAAUGUUACGCGGAAAUGGCAAUGGUACUAACAACGUGCAUAUUGACAACACUGUGGGUUAUGAGACCAUUUUCCGAUUCAUUUGGGAGAUUGGGCAGGCAACGGCGGUUGUGCGGACACCUGAAGGAUUCAUAUUGGACCCUGGAAGGCCAGAGUACUCCGUGGACACGGAUGGUCGGCAAAUCGAAAUUCGAAUUACAGGAAUUGCACAGACUGGAACCUGGUUUUACGACAUUCAAAACAUGAAUAUGCAGCCUCAAACGAUGCGGGCUCACGUGUACUCCAAGCCCUCUGAUCCUGUAGUACCACCCCUUCGAGCCAAGGGCAUUAUCAGAAAAACUCAGGUAAAUUUUACAGCGGAACAAAGAGUAAUCAUAUACUGCGAGGUUACGCAGGGCGAGCUCCCUGUCAUUAGGGCGGAGGUAAAGGCGUUGGUCGAACGGCCCGGGGAUGGUGCUUUUUCGGAAUCUAUUGUCGUGGAACUAUUUGAUCUUGGAACGGGUGCAGAUACUGAAAAGGAUGAUGGCAUAUAUUCAGCCUAUUUUAUAAGUUUCACCGGUGACGGAAUUUACAAGGUUACAUUCGAGGUAGAAAACAAGGCUGUAGGUCAAGCAAAGAAGAUAACCUUUCCGCAGACGUUAGGAGGAGUGAUGCCACAGAAUUGGAAUAACACAAAAGAACCAGUGUUAGUAGAUGUAGACGCCUUCAUGAGAGCCACUCAACCCGUAGAAUUCACUGUAGUCUCAGCACCAGAUCCCGACAAGAUGAACGAGGUGGAUAUGUUUCCGCCAGCACGGGUUAACGAUCUGAGAGUGGCGAGUUUCUCGAGGUAUGAAGGAAGACUGACGCUGCAAUGGACGGCACCAGGAGACGAUUUUGAUAUCGGGACAGCGGCAGAGUAUGACCUCAGGUACAGCCACAGCUUCAAUGAACUUUUCUCAGACUUUAGCAACGCCAAAGAGAUCGAUGUUAGUGACAUCAUAUCCGGUGACCUUUCAGCGCCGCAAGAAAGCGGGUCUGAAGAAAUGCUGGUCUUGAAAAUACCCACCAUGCUCUCAGUGGACCCCAAGGAUCUCAUGCUAUUUCUGGCUUUCCGUAUCCGAGCAAUUGAUGACUCUGAGCUUGCUGGCGAAACAUCCAACAUUGCUACUGUCGUUGUUGACUAUGGUGCCAGUCCCACCACCACCCUGAUGAUGUCCACACUCGCAACCCAACUUAUUUCAUCAACGCCAACAAUAUCUACUUUAUCAACCAGCGCAUCAAGCAUCACCACUUGCGCAUCAUCUACUAAAACUAACAACUACUGGACGGUCCUUGGUAAGAAUAUGGCCAUUGUGCUCGGUGUUGCUGUCAUACUGAUGGCAAUUUCGAUUAUUGUGUUAAUUGUCGCUUGCACAACCAAGAGAAGGAAUCAAAGAAACUAUGUCGACGGUCAGGUUGUAUCCCAUACGAAGGCCCGACCUACUACUGACAGGGUUAGUGACGCUUGGGUGCUGGAGGAGAUUUAAACCUUUGAUUAAAGAUGAAAGUAGUCCGUCUGUGUUAAAAGUGUACAAUAUUUCGCGGGUAGUUAGGUUUCGAGGAAAUAUAGGUUUGUGCACAUAUGGAAAUAUACUCUAAAAUACACGUACGUCCGAAGUAAAAUACAUUUAUCAUAAUUUCAAGCUGAAGGUGUUGAGCAUCUAAUAAUUCAUUACGCGUACAUUUCGCUUCCGUGCACUCUUUUUGAAGAUCACAAGAAUAUAGUUAGCCGUUGUCCUCCAAGCUGAGGACAGAAUCGAAGGGGUUGUCAUGACGUUUAAAAUCAUUUGUUGUCUUGUAAAUUGUAGCGUUAUUACAUUUUGUGAUGCAUUUACAGAAGUUUCGUCGGCGUCGGCUAUAUUGUUAACUGGUGGUCGCCAUGACAACUGUUAUGCAUAAAAACGAAUUAGGCCCAUGCGCACGAUCGAAUUAUUUGAAAACUGUUAAAGUAUUGUUUUAAAAAAAUAUAUAACCUUACUUGGAUGUGAGGCUUUGGUAAGACUCUCCCGUGUAAUUUUGGAAAUCAUGAAUUCAAGGAAUUUUCACGAUCAGUAUCAAUUCCAUAGAGGCUUAUUCUUGUUUGGAUGUGUAUUCCAUAGUGGCUAAGAAUCAUAUGUAGAGUCUACUUGGUCCAUUUUAUUGUAACUUUGCAUUAGGGACACGUGUGAUUUUAGAACAUCUAACAAAAGCGUAAUAUACCUUUACUCGGUAUUGAUUUGAUAAAAGAGUCGCUUUCCACGCCUGGUUCCCAGGAACUCUUAUUUCAAGACGCCAGAGACCAUCAUAUCUUUCCUUGCAGAAACAAGUUCUUGGUCAUCAUCCAGCUUGUGCAAUUAAUUAAACUUGUAUAUUAUAUAGAAAUAUUAUAUAUGCUUUAUUUUCCUUUUACUUUUGUCCACUCUAAAAGUUUAUCCUGUUAUAUCGAUUUGCCACUAACAUUUUUGUGUAUUUCAUACACAGACAAAUCUUGAUCAAUGCAACUGCAUGUGAUGUUAGAAACAAUGAUCAAGCAAGGCACUAUGCUGUAUGAUUAAUACAUAUUCUAGCCACGUCACUUUCUUAUUUUGAAAAGAGUUUGAAUUAAACGUAACUCAUUAAUAUAAUUUCUGCCUUGAUUGCAUUAAUUUCAGAAACGUAAUACAGUCCAAACAAAGCACCUGUAUUACCUACAGAUUUGUAACAUUAAAAUUCAGGGUAAUACCUGUUUAGUUUACUAGCCAAGGCUGCUGACACAUAAAAGUGAAAUUGAUUAUUGUCCUCAUGAUCUGUUAUUAUUGUUAUUUGCAUAGUAUUUUUUUUCAAAUAAAUGUAUUGAAUGAAAAGAGCUUCCUCUUUGUGCCUUAGCCCAGAGUGAAACAAAAUUAUUCCUAAUUGCGACUUGCGACAAAUUAUCCAUGCACUUUAAAGAUCUCUUAAGCCUCGAGGGAGUAGUGUAUGUUGUAUUCUUUAGACUAAUCCAAACUAAGUUUUACUUCACUUUACAUUGGUGAAAAGCACUCUUAUCUUUCAUUUUGUCCAAAGUUCAUCUAAAAGAUGAUAAAGAGUGUACUUUUAUCUGAAGCUCGACUUGGAUAUCAGGCAAAGGUGAGAGCAGUGACCUACGAAUUUAUAUAAUCAUUCACUGAAACCGUGUAACGUUCGACCUAGCCCAACCUGUUUUUAAUGAUGCAUUCGUGGUUCACCUCGUAAGGAUUAAUAGGCACUAUCCAAAAGGCAGCAGUUGGUCUGUAAUUAUAAACGUUAACUCAAAUCACCGUAAGCUAAUAGAUUGGCGGCUAUUGAAGCUUAUAUACAUACACAUCUCCAGCUUGAAAAAGAUGGGAAACUUUACAUCUAACAACCCCAAUUACUCGGUGCUCAACUUAACCCAAGUAAGUACGAAAAUUUCUGUCGUUCUUCCGACAAAGAAUGAAUUGGUGUCUGCAGUCAUUCUAUGUUGCUUCGAAAGAGGCCAAUGUUUACUGGUGCUAUUUGCUUUCAAAAUCAUUUACAUACACCGAAGGCUUAGGAUUGUGACUGAAGCUUUUGUGUGUUUUAAUACCCGCUGUUGAACUGAUGACUGAGUUUCUAAUUAUAGUAAACAGUAUGUACAACCGUAUUAAUUAGAAGGCACAUCCUCGUUAGCUCCUUUUUCAGUGUCAGUCGUGGAAACUAAAAUAACCAAAUGCAUUAAUUUAGAUAUUAAUCAAGCCACCUUUAGUUUGCUUGUAUAGAAAAUCUCAGUAAGUAAUAGUAUUAAAGAGGGUGAAUCAAUGUAUAAAACAUGGAA